GCUCUACGGUGGCCGAGAGGAUGCCACUGCUGUAUUAGUAACGAGGCAAGAAGCACGGCCGGGAGGUGCAGGGAGCUACGUUUCUCUAAUCUAGCUCCCCCGGUCUCGAGGAGGGUGCCCCGGCAGCCGUCACCAUGGUGAAGGAGCAGUUCCGAGAGACAGAUGUGGCCAAGAAAAUAAGCCACAUCUGUUUUGGAAUGAAGUCACCUGAAGAGAUGCGCCAGCAGGCGCACAUCCAGGUUGUGAGUAAGAACCUGUAUAGCCAGGACAACAACCACGCCCCCUUGCUGUAUGGUGUGCUUGACCAUAGGAUGGGUACAAGUGAGAAGGACCGUCCUUGCGAGACCUGUGGGAAGAACCUGGCUGACUGUCUGGGACACUACGGGUACAUUGACUUGGAGUUGCCAUGCUUCCACGUGGGCUACUUCAGAGCAGUUAUAGGCAUCUUACAGAUGAUCUGUAAAACCUGCUGCCACAUCAUGCUGUCCCAGGAGGAGAAGAAGCAGUUUCUGGAUUAUCUGAAGAGACCCGGCCUGACCUACCUCCAGAAACGUGGCCUGAAGAAGAAAAUCUCUGAUAAGUGCCGGAAGAAAAACAUCUGCCAUUACUGUGGUGCUUUUAAUGGUACUGUAAAGAAAUGUGGAUUACUGAAGAUAAUUCAUGAGAAAUACAAGACCAACAAAAAAGUGGUGGAUCCUAUUGUAUCAAAUUUCCUUCAGUCUUUUGAAACAGCCAUCGAGCAUAACAAAGAAGUAGAACCACUGCUGGGAAGGGCGCAGGAAAACCUGAAUCCCUUAGUAGUUCUGAAUUUAUUUAAACGAAUCCCAGCUGAAGAUGUCCCUCUACUUCUAAUGAACCCAGAAGCUGGAAAGCCCUCUGAUUUGAUUCUCACGCGACUUUUAGUGCCCCCUUUGUGUAUCAGACCCUCCGUCGUGAGUGAUUUGAAGUCUGGCACCAAUGAAGAUGAUCUGACGAUGAAACUGACAGAAAUCAUUUUCCUAAAUGAUGUCAUCAAAAAGCAUCGCAUAUCAGGAGCUAAGACCCAGAUGAUCAUGGAAGACUGGGAUUUCCUGCAGCUGCAGUGCGCCCUCUACAUUAACAGUGAGCUCUCGGGCAUCCCCCUCAACAUGGCGCCCAAGAAAUGGACCAGAGGUUUUGUCCAGCGCCUAAAGGGAAAACAGGGUCGAUUUAGAGGCAACCUUUCAGGAAAGAGAGUGGAUUUUUCUGGCAGAACAGUCAUCUCACCUGACCCCAACCUCAGGAUUGAUGAGGUAGCCGUGCCAGUUCACGUGGCCAAAAUUCUUACUUUUCCUGAGAAGGUGAACAAAGCAAACAUCAACUUUUUGAGGAAACUGGUUCGAAAUGGCCCUGAAGUUCACCCAGGAGCCAAUUUCAUUCAGCAGAGACACACACAGAUGAAAAGGUUUUUGAAGUACGGAAAUAGGGAAAAGAUGGCUCAGGAGCUCAAGUACGGGGACAUCGUGGAGAGGCACCUCAUAGAUGGAGAUGUGGUGCUGUUCAAUCGGCAGCCCUCCCUGCACAAAUUGAGCAUUAUGGCGCAUCUGGCCAAGGUCAAGCCGCACCGGACCUUCAGAUUUAACGAGUGUGUCUGUACACCCUACAAUGCGGAUUUUGAUGGUGAUGAGAUGAACCUUCAUCUUCCUCAAACAGAAGAAGCUAAAGCAGAGGCUCUUGUUCUCAUGGGGACGAAAGCAAAUCUUGUAACACCAAGGAAUGGAGAACCACUGAUUGCUGCUAUUCAGGACUUUCUAACAGGCGCCUAUCUCCUCACUCUUAAGGACACUUUCUUUGACCGAGCCAAGGCCUGCCAAAUCAUUGCUUCAAUAUUAGUUGGCAAGGACGAGAAAAUUAAAGUUCGCCUUCCACCACCUACAAUAUUAAAGCCUGUCACCCUGUGGACAGGAAAGCAGAUAUUCAGCGUCAUCCUCAGACCUAGUGAUGACAAUCCAGUAAGGGCCAAUCUCCGAACCAAGGGAAAGCAGUACUGUGGCAAAGGAGAAGAUCUCUGUGUCAACGAUUCCUACGUUACCAUCCAGAACAGUGAGUUGAUGAGCGGCAGCAUGGACAAGGGAACGUUGGGAUCAGGAUCAAAGAACAAUAUUUUUUACAUUUUGCUGCGAGACUGGGGGCAGAACGAAGCUGCCGAUGCAAUGUCACGGCUUGCCAGGCUGGCUCCUGUCUACCUCUCCAACCGUGGAUUCUCCAUCGGGAUUGGUGACGUCACACCUGGUCAAGGGUUGCUAAAGGCCAAGUAUGAGUUGCUGAAUGCUGGCUAUAAAAAAUGUGAUGAAUACAUUGAAGCCCUAAACACAGGAAAGCUGCAGCAGCAGCCUGGUUGCACCGCUGAGGAGACUCUAGAGGCUCUGAUCCUGAAGGAGCUGUCUGUGAUCCGCGACCACGCGGGCAGUGCCUGCCUCCGGGAACUGGAUAAGAGCAAUAGCCCACUCACCAUGGCUCUGUGCGGCUCCAAAGGUUCUUUCAUUAACAUAUCACAGAUGAUUGCCUGUGUAGGACAGCAAGCCAUCAGUGGCUCUCGAGUGCCAGAUGGCUUUGAAAACAGGUCCUUGCCUCACUUUGAAAAACACUCAAAGCUCCCAGCUGCCAAAGGCUUUGUGGCUAAUAGCUUUUAUUCCGGUUUGACACCGACCGAGUUUUUCUUCCACACAAUGGCUGGCCGGGAAGGUCUAGUCGACACAGCCGUAAAGACUGCUGAAACGGGAUACAUGCAGAGAAGGCUUGUCAAGUCCCUUGAAGAUCUUUGCUCACAAUACGAUCUGACAGUCCGAAGCUCUACGGGUGAUAUUAUCCAGUUCAUUUACGGGGGAGAUGGCUUGGAUCCUGCAGCUAUGGAGGGAAAAGAUGAACCUUUAGAGUUCAAAAGGGUUCUGGACAACAUCAAAGCAGUCUUCCCGUGUCAGAGCGAGCCUGCGCUGAGUAAAAAUGAGCUGGUCCUGACCACGGAGUCAAUCAUGAAGAAGACGGAGUUCCUCUGCUGCCAGGACAGCUUCCUGCAGGAAAUAAAAAAAUUCAUUAAGGGUGUUUCUGAGAAGAUCAAGAAAACCAGAGACAAAUACGGCAUCAACGAUAACGGCACAACAGAGCCCCGGGUGUUGUACCAGUUGGACCGGAUCACCCCCACCCAGAUUGAGAAGUUCCUGGAGACCUGCAGGGACAAGUACAUGAGGGCACAGAUGGAGCCGGGUUCUGCGGUGGGUGCACUCUGUGCCCAGAGCAUUGGUGAACCAGGCACUCAGAUGACCCUGAAGACUUUCCACUUUGCGGGCGUGGCCUCCAUGAACAUCACCCUGGGUGUGCCCCGGAUCAAAGAGAUCAUCAACGCUUCCAAGGCCAUCAGCACUCCCAUCAUCACAGCCCAGCUGGACAAGGACGACGACGCAGACUACGCUCGCCUCGUGAAGGGCAGAAUUGAGAAAACCCUCUUGGGAGAGAUUUCAGAGUAUAUUGAAGAAGUGUUUCUUCCGGAUGAUUGCUUUAUCCUCGUCAAACUCUCCCUGGAACGGAUCAGACUUCUGAGACUGGAAGUGAACGCUGAGACAGUGCGGUAUUCCAUCUGCAUGUCUAAGCUCCGUGUGAAGCCUGGUGACGUGGCCGUUCACGGUGAGGCCGUGGUGUGCGUCACCCCCAGAGAGAACAGCAAAAGCUCCAUGUACUAUGUGCUGCAGUUCCUGAAAGAGGAUCUCCCCAAGGUGGUGGUACAGGGCAUCCCAGAGGUUUCCAGAGCUGUCAUCCACAUCGACGAGCAGAGCGGAAAGGAAAAGUACAAACUCCUGGUGGAGGGCGAUAACCUGCGGGCAGUCAUGGCCACUCACGGUGUGAAGGGCACCCGCACUACCUCCAACAACACCUACGAGGUGGAGAAAACCCUGGGCAUCGAAGCUGCCCGGACAACUAUCAUCAACGAAAUCCAGUACACGAUGGUCAACCACGGAAUGAGCAUCGACAGGAGGCACGUGAUGCUGCUAUCCGACCUGAUGACCUACAAGGGUGAAGUCCUGGGCAUUACGAGAUUUGGCCUGGCCAAGAUGAAAGAGAGUGUGCUGAUGCUGGCCUCCUUUGAGAAGACAGCCGACCAUCUCUUCGAUGCUGCCUACUUCGGGCAGAAGGACUCCGUGUGUGGGGUGUCUGAAUGCAUCAUCAUGGGGAUCCCCAUGAACAUUGGAACUGGGCUCUUCAAGCUGCUACACAAGGCCGACAGGGACCCAAGCCCUCCCAGGAGGCCCCUGAUCUUCGACACAAAUGAAUUCCACAUCCCCCUUGUCACAUAGUCCAGGGAAGAGGGGACCAUUCCUGACCUUGGCUCUUUGUCCCGUCUGGAAAGGGUCGACAUUGGCAGCCGAUCUGGAGAGCUUGUGCUUCCUGAGACAGACCCUGACAUCCCCACCGUGCUGCCAGGUACCCCAAAGUCACGUGGUUUCUUCCUGGGCGCCACGGCAUGCAGCCGGCAUGCACCCCAGGAGCAGCUCACCAGUGCCCCUGAUCACACCACGGUGCAUGGUUGGGAGAACUGAGGUUUGUCUGUCUGUUUGAAACCCUGGAGUCACGAGGAGACCCCGGCCAGGCAUCUUUGUCCUUCUCACUUCAUCCAUCACACCAUGACCCAGAGCCAGCUAUAAGCCUCACGGUCAGGGCAUGUUCCUGGCUUUUCUGUCCCUCAGUCAUGCUAGAAUCUCUCAACAUGGCCUACUCAUGUAAAUGUUAUCACUAUUAUUUAUUUGUUCAGUAAAGAGUCUCGUUAUUUCUUAUUAUUUUGGCUUUACUUUCAAAACCAAGAAGCUAUAAAAACUAAGAGAGCCAGCAUCAAAGUAUCAUGGGAAAAACUGGUUAACCAAAGGGACCAACUAGGAUUUGUAACCAAGUUGAAACUGUUAUGAGGCCCCAAUACUCUGAAACAUCUUUAACAGACACCCCUGGCCACCCCAUUGUUUUUGUUUACCUCUGACCCCCGUAGGGGGAGUCUCUGCCUUGUGACAGGAGUCAGACCCUCCUUUGUGGCCAAUAGAAACCUUGCCAAAGUUUGGAGCCCGCUGAGGUGGGGACUGUCAGUGUACAUGGAGGUGAUGCAUGAGGCUGGUCCAGGCCCCUGCACUGCCCGGGUGGCGACCACACCCCCUGAGGUAUGUGCGCAUUUGCCCUGCCUCCCACAUCCAAAGAGCAAGCAGGGCAGGUGCGGAGCUGUGGCCUAAAAAGUGCCCCGGGGGCUGCGGUGGGAUAGGUCCCUCCUGGGUACAGACAGGCAUCCUCCUUACAUACAGGUAAGGGGUGAACAGGCCACCCAGACAGGAAAGGAGUUCCACGUGGGGGUGGAGUGUCAGAGCUGGCGGUGUGCCCCAUUUGGCAAUAGCAGGCUACUCAAAGGGUAAAUCUGUAACAAUCGAAAGCACCUGUCAGGUUGGGAGGAGAGCCAGCAGGGUAUCCCAGGAAAACCCACGUUUAAUUGCCUUCUUGGUGUUCUGCUGGUGACUGCACCGUCACUGGUGGGUUUUCCAGGGCUUGAGAUGGGGUUUUGUGCAACAGAGGAAAGAAAUGGACAUAGCAUGUCUCAGAGAGCAGACGGUUUUACUGCUGGAGACUGCGGUGCUUUGUACUGAAUUAGCUCCUUAAGAUUGGGCCAGGGUCACGGAGAAGAGUGAUGAUGGCCGCAGCUCUCUACUCUCUCUGGAGAAUGUUCUGUGAAGUCUGCUCUCCUUCCCUUCCCUGUCCAGAGCCGAGUCCCACUGAUCUGGUUCUUACCGCCUCACCAGAAGCUUGGGAAACCAAGGCUGUUUAGUUAGAAGUGAGAUGGUAGUGAAAAGUGGGGCUUUGACCCUACUUCCUGGCUCCAUGUACCUGAGAAGGUCUACUUCCGAAAUGAUGUCGCCAUUCUCUCAUUGUAUCCAGCCGCUGGAAGAAACAGCAGCCCAAACUGAAGACGUAAGAGUUUAUUGUUGAGUAAGAAGAUGGUGUGGCUGAUUGAAGAGGCGGAUGUGGUAAAAGUAGGGGAGGGGGGCCAGGCCCCCCCCCAUCUACCUCUUUACCACUCAGUCAGUUAAGCAUCCAACUUCAGCUCAGGUCAUGAUCCCAUGGUUUGUGAGUUCAAGCCCCGCUUGAGGCUCUCUGCUGUCAUUGCAGAGCCCGCUUUGGAUCCUCUGUUCCCCUCUGUCUGCCCCUCCCCUGCUUUCUCUCUCUCUCUCUCUCUCUCUCUCUCUCUCUCUCUCAAAAAUAAACAUUAACAAGCAAAGAAAAGAGAAAGUAGAGAAGAUACAAAGAAUUCAAGUAGUAUUACACAGAACUAUGCUUGGCUUCCUCGGACAUUCCCUAGCUGGUUCCCCCAGUUCUGAGUUCAUGCUGCCGAUGUAUAUUUCAUAUAACCACUCAUUCUGGGGUCUGUGUUAGAAUGAAUGCUUUCUCUCCCAUACUGAAGUGAUUCUGAAUUCAGCAUUCUUGACCUGAGCGUUUGGCCAUUCUCUGGCUUAAAAUUCUGUUCAAAUUAGUUUGGCCCUGUGGUCUCCUUGCACCCAUGAGGUUGACUUAGGAACUCCUCUUUAGGUGAAAACUCACUUUUCAGGUUCUACCUCCCACCCCUGUAUCUCUGACCUAAGCUAGCCUGGUUCAUGACAGAGGUGAAGCCUGUCAACUGGCUUGUUCAGGGUUGUCGCUUGAAACGUCACCACGGGCACCGCUUCUCUCGCACAACCCGCAAAGAAACCUCAGAGCCACACCACCGCCUUCCUGAAAACCAGCCUGGCAGGGAAGCAUCCGGCCUGCCCAGAGGCAGAACUGCUGGAGUGCACAAACGCAGAGGAAAGAUGACGCGCGCUGCCGUGAACGGUAGAGACGAUCCCGCCGGGAGCCUCGUCCCGCUCGAGCCAGUGCUCUGGGUGCCCUCAGGAGAUGUGUGUGACUGUGCUGCAUGCGGGCACGGGCCGCGUGUGGGUCAGCGUGGCGCCUGGGAAGAAACCACAUGUCUUUGGGGUGCCUGGCAGCCCCCGCCCUGCUCCCCACCGUGGGUGCCGUAGUGGGCGUUCACCUCUCCCCGAGGGGUCACCCGCCCUGCUCUGGCACUGGGCCGUGGGCAAGCACGGAACUCGGACCCCAGAUCCACGCGGCAGUGUCCUCCAGAGCAAGCUCAGUACGAGGUUAGGAUUUUUCUGUGUGCCUGUUUGGAAGAAAUAAGAAAAACACAUUUACUUUUUU
Molecule: messenger RNA, 7215 nt
Organism: Prionailurus viverrinus (fishing cat)
Lineage: Eukaryota; Metazoa; Chordata; Mammalia; Carnivora; Felidae
Gene: POLR3A
Product: RNA polymerase III subunit A
Exons: 31
Coding region: 135-4307 (1390 amino acids)
Biological process (GO): DNA-templated transcription
Molecular function (GO): DNA-directed RNA polymerase activity; DNA binding
Source: RefSeq, a predicted model, not a curated record